This is a messenger RNA of Acipenser ruthenus (sterlet), 1682 nucleotides long. RefSeq names its product essential MCU regulator, mitochondrial-like. The record is from RefSeq and is a predicted model, not a curated record. The transcript has 3 exons. Gene Ontology annotation, biological process: calcium import into the mitochondrion; mitochondrial calcium ion homeostasis. Lineage: Eukaryota; Metazoa; Chordata; Actinopteri; Acipenseriformes; Acipenseridae. Gene Ontology annotation, cellular component: uniplex complex; mitochondrial inner membrane. Bases 42 to 335 code for a protein of 97 amino acids.
CGACACGUCACAGACUGACAGUUGGCAGCUGGACUCGGAAGAUGGCGUUUGUUGUCUGUCGCUCCGCCGCUCUCCUCUCGCUCCGCGCCGCCGGGCUGAAAAACGGCGGCUCUACGCGGCUGAAAACCGGGACGAACGUCUUCAGCCGCUCGGCGGUGACCACCGCGUCCGGAAAGAUGUUACCGAAACCAGUCAAGACCUCGUUUGGGUUGGUUCGGAUGACGGCUGUGGUCCUCCCCUUCCUCUAUAUCGGGACUCUCAUUAGUAAAAGCUUUGCAGCCCUACUGGAGGAACACGACAUAUUCGUACCCGAGGACGACGAUGACGAUGACUGAGAGAUCGGUCUCAGUGAACACGGGGUAGCGGACGGAGUUCUGUGGGUCACUGAAGGAACCAAACCUCUUUCUGUCGACCUGAGAAGGAAUUUCAAGAAUUGACCGAGACUUCAAAACACAAACUUCCAAACGUCCUUCUCUGAGUUUGAGAAGCAAUCUCCCUCCUUACCUCUUUAUAAAGUGUGAAACACCAAGCGAUUAUUAUUAUUAUUAUUAUUAUUAUUAUUAUUAUUAUUAUUAUUAUUAUUAUUUUGCUCAUUCUUUGUUGCUUUGAUUGUGAGUUCAGGAGCUGCUCUUCAGUUCUAGCUGCGCUGCCAUAAUUACUGUAUUGUGAAUCAGUCCAGCCCUGGCUAGGACUACAGCUCCCAGCAUGCCUCUGCACCCCCAGCAAAGGCAAGGGAUGAUGGGAGCUGUAGUUCUUUAACUACGGUGAGCUGUAGGACUCCCUGUGUGUGUGUGACCCUGAGCGAGUCGCUUCACCUCCUUGUGCUCCGUCCUUCGGAUGAGACGUCAAACAAACGAGCUCCUAUUGGAAGAGACUCUGCAGCAGCCAGACUCCCUGUGUGUGUGUGUGUGUGUGUGUGUGUGUGUGUGUGUGUGUGUGUGUGUGUGUGUGUGUGACCCUGAGCGAGUCGCUUCACCUCCUUGUGCUCCGUCCUUCGGAUGAGACGUCAAACAAACGAGCUCCUAUUGGAAGUGACUCUGCAGCAGCCAGACUCCCUGUGUGUGUGCGUGUGUGUGUGUGUGUGCGUGUGUGUGUGUGUGUGUGUGUGUGUGUGCGUGUGUGUGUGUGUGUGUGUGUGUGUGUGCGUGUGACCCUGAGCGAGUCGCUUCACCUCCUUGUGCUCCGUCCUUCGGAUGAGACGUCAAACAAACGAGCUCCUAUUGGAAGUGACUCUGCAGCAGCAGCAGCAGCAGUUGUUGAUGAUGCAGAGUUCACCCCCCUAGUCUCUGGAAGUCGCUUUGGAGAAAAAGCCUCCGCUGAACGACUCAUUAAUAAUAAUAAUAAUAAUAAUAAUAAUAAUAAUAAUAAUAAUAAUAAUAAUAAUAAUAAUAAUAAUAAUAAUAAUAAUAAUAAUAAUAAUAAUAAUAAUAAUAAUAAUAAUAAUAAUAAUAAUAAUAAUAAUGAUAAUGAGGAGCUCGGAUUGAGUUCAAACUUCAUAUAAAAGGUUAAAAGGGUCCCUAAUUAAGAAACGCAGCUGAAUCCUCGUCUCCUCAGUCUGGUUUGAGUGUCGAUGGCAGAUCGUAGAGACACAGACCCUGACGAAUGUGUUUGUCUUUAUGUUUCUCUUCUGCAUGAACGAAUGUAUUUCAAAACGAUAAAAUAAAGCAAUAUGUCUAACACUA